Messenger RNA from Myxocyprinus asiaticus (Chinese sucker), 3939 nucleotides. Its product is annotated as sodium-dependent lysophosphatidylcholine symporter 1-B. Lineage: Eukaryota; Metazoa; Chordata; Actinopteri; Cypriniformes; Catostomidae. Gene Ontology annotation, biological process: carbohydrate transport. The record is from RefSeq and is a predicted model, not a curated record. The coding region runs from base 206 to 1780 and encodes 524 amino acids. Gene Ontology annotation, cellular component: membrane. The transcript is spliced from 14 exons. Gene Ontology annotation, molecular function: lysophospholipid:sodium symporter activity.
GUCUUCAUUUACUACACCCGGCUGUUACAGGAAUCAUUAGAAACACAGGUUGAUUCCAAAAGAAAAAGGCGUAGGCAAACAUCGAUAUUAGUGAUUUUUACUGACCCCGGUAAGUUUUUUCCAUUCGUCAUCACCAUCAGUUCAUAAUUCGACUUGUUUAUAUGCAAGGUGUUAACGAUUUUAAGCGUAAAUACUCAAGAACGAAAUGGCAAGAGGAGAGGGCACAGAGCAGUUUUCCAAUGCAAGUCUUCUGCAGAAACCCAGCCCUGAUGGAAUCAAAUUAGCAGCAAAGCAUGAGGCGAAGGGCCGGUUGUCGGUCUGCAGUAAGUUGUGCUAUGCCAUUGGAGGAGCGCCAUAUCAGAUAACAGGAUGUGCAAUUGGCUUCUUCCUUCAGAUCUACCUGCUGGAUGUUGCUUUGUUGGAUCCAUUUUAUGCUUCCAUCAUUCUGUUUGUGGGUCGGGCAUGGGAUGCGAUCACAGACCCAACUGUGGGCUUUCUGGUCAGCCGGAGUCCCUGGACCCGAUUUGGACGAAUGAUGCCUUGGGUUGUGCUGUCUACCCCAUUUGCUGUGCUGUCUUAUUUCCUCAUCUGGUAUGUGCCCGAUUUUGACCAAGGCAAAGUUGUUUGGUACCUGAUCUUCUACUGUGCCUUCCAGACCUUGCAGACAUGUUUCCAUGUGCCAUACUCUGCCCUUACCAUGUUUAUCAGCUCUGAACAGAAGGAGAGGGAUUCAGCCACAGCCUACCGAAUGACUGUUGAGGUUUUGGGCACGCUCAUUGGCACUGCUGUACAAGGUCAGAUUGUGGGAAUGGCUAACGCUCCCUGUAUCCACACUGGGGAGGACCUCAACUCCACGGAUCUGCAGGUGGCUCCUGAGGUCAACAUAACUGAGCCUCAUGUUUCACUUGGGCAUCUGAGAAAUGCUUAUUUGAUUGCAUCUGGUGUCAUCUGCUCCAUUUACGUCCUCUGUGCCUUGGUCCUUUUCCUUGGUGUAAAGGAACAAAAAGAGACCUGCAGGAUAAGGUCCGAACCUAUGUCGUUUUUCCAGGGCAUUCGUAUGGUAAUGGGCCAUGGUCCAUAUGCCAAGCUGGUCAUGGGCUUCCUCUUCACCUCUCUGGCUUUCAUGUUCCUGGAGGGAAACUUUGCAUUGUUCUGCAGCUACACUCUGGGGUUCAGGAAUGACUUUCAAAACAUCCUGCUCGUCAUUAUGCUCUCUGCCACACUUGCUAUCCCAUUCUGGCAAUGGUUCCUUUCGAAGUUUGGCAAGAAGACAGCAGUGUACUUUGGAACAACCUCUGUGGUGCCUUUCUUGGUCUCAGUAGUCUUGGUGCCAAGCAGUCUUGCUGUGACCUAUAUUGUGUCCUUUGCUGCUGGAGUCAGUGUUGCAGCAGCCUUCCUCCUGCCCUGGUCCAUGCUUCCUGACGUGGUGGAUGAUUUUAAAGUACACAAUCCUGAUUCUCAGGGGCAUGAAGCCAUCUUUUACUCCUUCUAUGUGUUCUUCACCAAGUUUGCAUCUGGAGUCUCCUUGGGAAUCUCAACUCUUAGCCUUGAUUUUGCCGGCUAUGUGACACGAGGUUGCACGCAACCAGCAGAGGUUGAUUUAACUCUGAAGAUCCUGGUAUCUGCAGCUCCAGUUGUCUUGAUCAUCAUUGGGCUGCUAAUAUUCAUCACCUAUCCCAUCAAUGAGGAAAAGAGACAAGGCAACCGCAAGCUACUUAAUGAACAACGAGAAAACGAGGUUGACUCUGAAAUGGGCUCAACUGAGCUCAAAGUGGUUUAAUAGAACCAGAUGCUAGACAAAACAUUGUGCCACUUGCAUCGGACCAAAAGAGGCAAAAAAAACAAAAAGUUGAUCUGAGGUGGGUCAUGCCUGCCAUGAGAAGAAACUUUGGACAUUUUGGAAAGCUAUGUUUUGGUGUUGAAACCAAAAAUGCAUUUUAGUCAUUUUUAGAAGGAUACACUUUGGGAGGAAUAUCUUUGAAACUGUACAUUAUGUAUAAUAUUUAUAUGUAUCUAAUUUAAUAUUUAUACUUUUGUGCAUCUAACUGAAUUACUCAAGCAAACUUGACACUUAAGUGGGGUUUGAUUACAUCAAACAUCAGUUGUGCCCACAGAAAUUAGGUUUUUAUCUGAUUCUUUUGCAUUGCUUUUCUUUGAUCCCUAUGUCUUCAAAUGAUAUGCUUUAAAUCAUUGAAUCUAAUUCAGUCAAGUUCUGUACCCACUCGGUAGCUAAAGUGCAUCAUCUUGUGUAUCAAAUCUGCAGGUAGGAGGUAAAACUUUAGAGACUGUAGACAGUAUUCAUGGAAACUACCAGGACACCAUUAGAUCCUAUUGGGUGUUCAGGGGUUAAACCAUAUGAUCAAGAUUAUUUAAUUUAUUGCUUUUGUUUUAAAUCUUAUGUUGAUUUAAGUUUGUUUCUACCAUCUUCCUUAAUUUACAGUAUCUUGCUUAAGGGUCUCUGUAAAAUAUUAAAAGGGCAAAUACAAUGGAGAGUUGUCACUGCUGAAAAAUGACUUCUAGUAUGCAAAUUAUUCCCAUGGAAAAGCCAAUCAAUGUGUUUGCGAGUAACACUGCCAUUUGUUUUUUGCGUUCAUUUAAUAGUAUCUCUGGUCUGUUUUGUUUGGUGUCAGCGUCCUUUUGAUUGUCCAUAUUAUAGUCUUGAAAGUGCUUGUGCAAGACAUUUGUUUUAUUAUUGUAUAGUAAUAAUGUAAUGUCAGUUCCCUGUCUGCAACUUGUGUCAAUGAUUUGAAAACCAUGUGUUUCCUUGCCAAGUGUAUAUGCUGUAAUAUAUAUAUGUACUGUACGUAGACCAGUUAAAGGUACAUAUUUUUCAUUUUCUCUCUAGGAAAAUGUUAUUUGUAAAUAUUCAUUUGUGAAAGGUGUCAUAUGUUAUACAUAUUUACAUAGGCUGUGCAUUGAAAUCUCAUCGGUGCAUAUUUAAAUGGACUAAAAGAAGUUAGUACCAUUUUCUAACUGGUUUUAGUUUUGUAUUAGUAUUUCAUUAACACAGGUUUAGGUUGAUUUGAGUUUUCCUUAUUCUGAGAACACAAAAUACAUUUAUUAUAAUAAAUGUGCUGAUGUCUGUAAAUAUAUUUGUUAUUUUUUUAAUGGAAUCGUCCCAAAUGUGGACGUAUGUAGUUAUUGUAAUGUUACCGAAAGGUUUAUUAAUGAAUACUAAUAUAUGACAAUCACUUGCUUUUGUCUUCCAUGUUUACAUCACUUGAUGUGGAGCCUAAAAACCUAGUUACAAUUUAUACAUUUCUGCUGUAUAAUAUAAUAAAGUAUAAAAACAUUUAAAUAUAAUAUAGGCUAAUUUAUACACUACGGGAGCCCUGAACCGCACUGUGAAAAUAAACAAAUAAAAAAACAUAUAAUGUUUGAGAGGCUAUUUAUACGUGAGAUCCCACAAUUAAAUGAAUAUACCUCAGGUUACUAUGUUUCAUAUGGCAUUCAAUGUGAAGUGGGACAACGGGAGUUCUUUCGUUUUUUUUGAUGACAUUAACCACCGGGAAUAUCGAUGCUACUAUUGUAAAUAUAUACACAGGGUGGGAUGCUGCCCUAGGGCCUGGGGUGAGAGGGGGCCCGCAACAGUUGAAACAUGUAAACAUGCGCUAGAUAGACGUCUUUGACCGUUGCGACACCUCUCGCUUUUCAGUGCUGUGUUUAAAGGGAUAACUUGUGUUAGUUGCCAAAUCAAUGAACUCUUUGGAGCGACGCGUCAGCUUCAACCACGGCACCGUGUCGAGUUAAACGAAGAUGCAGAGCUGCUUGAGGAAAUGGUGCACUCUUCGUGUUCAAACAUCGUCUGGCUGUCUCAUUGUCCCUUGGCCUGUUAAAUGAGGGGAAGCGCUGAGAGCUUUGCGUCUCUUAAAUAUUGCAACGUAGGCAAUGCCUGUCCUUUUGUUGUGAUGUGUGUACAUCUGGUAAUGUUAAUCUUGU